This is a messenger RNA of Doryrhamphus excisus (bluestripe pipefish), 8070 nucleotides long. Lineage: Eukaryota; Metazoa; Chordata; Actinopteri; Syngnathiformes; Syngnathidae. The record is from RefSeq and is a predicted model, not a curated record.
AUGCAUCUGUCCAAGGGGGAUUUUGUGUGGGUGGACACAGGGGUCGGGGUGCCCAUCGGGGCGCAGGUGAAGUUGACCGACACCGGGCAGCUUCAGCUCAUCGAUGAUGAAGGAAAGGAGCACAAGCUCAGCAAGAAGACAGAGGGCGCUCUCCGGCCCAUGCACCCCACCUCGGUCCAGGGUGUGGAUGACAUGAUCAGACUGGGGGACCUCAACGAGGCGGGGCUCCUCAGGAACCUCCUGAUGCGACACAAGGAUGGCAUUAUUUAUACGUACACAGGUUCCAUCCUGGUGGCGGUCAACCCCUACCAGCUGCUGCCGCUCUACACCACGGAGCACGUGCACAUGUACACGGACCGGCGUCUGGGCGAGCUGCCGCCACACGUCUUUGCCAUCGCGGACAGCUGCUUCUUCAAAAUGCGCCGUGACCGCAGGAACCAGUGCUGCGUCAUCAGUGGAGAGUCAGGAGCAGGCAAGACUGAGAGCACCAAGCUCAUGCUGCAAUUCCUGGCGGCAGUGAGUGGCCAGCAUUCCUGGAUCGAGCAGCAGAUCCUGGAGGCCAACCCCAUCUUAGAAGCCUUUGGUAAUGCAAAAACCAUCCGCAACGACAACUCCAGCCGUUUUGGGAAGUACAUUGAUAUCAACUUCACCAAAGGUGGUGCCAUCGACGGGGCUCGCAUUGAGCAGUACCUGCUGGAGAAGUCCAGAGUUUGUCGCCAGGCGCCCGAGGAGCGAAACUACCAUGUUUUUUACUACAUGCUGAUGGGAAUGACGGCUGAGCAGAAGAAGAUUCUGUCACUUGGGAGCGCCGCCCAGUACAACUACCUAACCAUGGGCAAGUGCACCAGCUGUGAAGGUCGUGACGACGUGAAGGAGUACGCUCACUUCCGCUCAGCUCUGAAGAUCCUCAUGUUCACCGAGAACGACACCUGGGAGAUCUGCAAGCUGCUUGCAGCUAUCCUGCACUUUGGGAAUGUCAGCUUUGAGGGAACGAUAGUGAACAACCUGGAAGGCUGCGACGUCCUUGCCUCGUCGCAUUUCGACAUGGCCAGCCAGCUCUUGGAGGUGGACCCUAAAGUGCUGGAGAAGAGCCUGACUCAGCGCUCCUUCAUGACCAUCAGAGAGAGCGUGACCAAAGUGCUGACCUCUGCCCAGGCUGUGGACGGCAGGGACGCCUUUGUCAAAGCUAUUUAUGGCCGUCUUUUCAUUUGGGUGGUGGACAAAAUCAAUGGUGCCAUUUACAAGCCGCCCCCGGAGGACUCCAGUGAGGUCAGACAGUCCAUUGGCCUCCUUGACAUCUUCGGCUUUGAGAACUUCAGUACAAACAGCUUCGAGCAGCUCUGCAUCAACUAUGCCAACGAGCAGCUGCAGCAGUUCUUUGUCCGGCACGUGUUCAAGCUGGAACAGGAGGAGUACGCCCGGGAGAGCAUUGUUUGGGAGCGCAUCGACUACAAAGACAACCAGGACACGCUGGACGUGCUUGCCAACAAGGCCCUCAACAUACUGGCUCUCAUUGACGAGGAGAGCAACUUCCCCAAGGGCACAGACACUACCAUGCUGCAGAAAAUAAACCAGGUCCACGGGAAGGGGAGCGUCUAUAUCUCCCCUAAGAACAACUACGAGACACAGUUUGGAGUCAAUCACUUUGCUGGUGUGGUCUACUACGACUCCAAAGGUUUCCUGGAGAAGAACCGUGAUGCCCUCAGCCCGGAUCUCAUCCAGCUGGUAGAGAUGUCCACCAACAAACUCCUCAAGCAGGUCUUUCACACCGAGCUGGAGUCCGGAAUGACCAAGAGUGGUGGAAACCCGCGGAUGGUCAUCAACACCACCAAGAACACGCUGCGGCAAGCAAACGACGGCAAGAAGCGUGUGCCGACGCUAACCGGUCAGUUCCGUCAGUCCCUGGACUCCCUGAUGAAAACCCUGACGGCGUGUCAGCCGUAUUUCAUACGCUGCAUCAAGCCAAAUGACUACAAGAAGCCCAUGCUCUUUGACAGAGAGCUGUGCCUGCGUCAGCUCCGUUACUCUGGCAUGAUGGAGACCAUCAGGAUCCGGAAAGCCGGCUAUCCUGUGCGUUACACUUUUGACGAAUUCCUCGACCGCUACAGAGUUCUCCUGAAAACCUACGUCUGUGACCCCCAUAAGGAAAGCAAGGAGAAGUGCUGUGAGAGCAUUUGUGAGUCUGUGCUGAGUGGAGAGGGCGACUGGAAGACCGGAAAGACCAAGAUCUUCCUCAAGGACAUCCAUGACACCAUGCUGGAAGUGGAGCGGAUGAAAGAACUCCAUGCAAAAGCACUUUUGAUCCAAAAGGUUCUGCAAGGCUACAGAUACAGGAAAGAGUUCCUGAAGAAGAAAGCGGGCGCUCUCGUCAUUCAGAAAUACUGGAGAGGACACAAAGGGAGAAAACUCUACCGAGUGGUUCAGAAGGGCUUCGCAAGGCUGCAGGCCCAGGUCCGCUCUCGCCAACUCCACUUGCAGUACAAGAGAAAGCGGCAGGCCACCAUCGUGCUGCAGGCCCAAGCGCGAGGGUACCUGGCCAGGAAGGGAUGGAAACGGAAGAGAGACGCCGUGGUGCUCCUGCAGGCGCACACCAGAGGCCUGCUGGCCAGGAAGGCGCUCAGAAAGAUGAAAAGAGACAUGUAUCUCUCGGCCAAAGAGAAGGAAGCGGAACAGAGAGCCAUCUUGGAGAGACAGAAGCAUUUGGAAGAAGUGUUGAAGCAGAAGAAAGAGAUGGAGGCCAGAGCCCAGUCCGAAUCCAUCACCGACCAGGAGGUGGACAACAUCUUUGGCUUCCUACCAACUAUGGUCGGAGGGCAGGAGGGGCAGGCGCCUGAAGGAUUUGAGAACUUGGAGAGCAAGAGGGUUCUUCUGGAGGAGAUUGACAUUGACGACUUCCCCAUCGAGGAAGAUCUGCCCAAAGAUGACGACGACCUCGAUGAGUACCCUUUCUCCAAGUUUGCAUCCAUGUACUUCCAGGGCGCAGCAUCGCCUGAACACAUCCGUCAAAGGCUGCGGCAUCCACUGCUUCACCACGAGGAUGAAGGAGACGUCUUGGCUUCACUGACAGUCUGGUGGAUCAUUCUGAGGUUCAUGGGAGAUCUUCCUGAGCCAAAGAAGCAAUUCCAUGUGCAGGAGCGCUCCUCGCAGGACCGCUUUAUCACCCAGGACGUGAUGGAAAGAAAGGACAGACGCCUCAGCCACAUGGUGGGCUUGGAUCAGCGGAUUCUAAGGAAUAAAAAAGUUGUGCAGCCUUCCCCUGUCCAGGAGGAGUCGACACAAAACAGAAAAAGUUCCAUCUUCACAGACCUCCUGUCCAGGAACAAAAGACCUGCUCCGGAUGAGGUGGCCCCAAAGCCCAAGAUAUACACUGUCCCUGAAGGAAGCCCUCGCACAAGGAAAGGGUCCACCUUCACAGACAUGCUGUCCAGGAGCAGAAAAACAUCGACUGUUCAAGAAAACGGAGUCGCCAGAUCAUCCUCCCGAUCUUCUUCCAGAUCAUCUUCCACAUCAUCCAGCUUCCGGAAGCCCUCUGUCAUCAUGGAGGAGGAUCAGCCCGAGGUGUCCAAGCCUCCCACCCUGCAGACGGUAAAGGAGGAUGUCGAAGGACCUACCCUGGAUCGGCCUCUAACACCUCUGGAGAAACUCCACAUGAUUGUGGGUUACGGCAUCAUCAGAAGGGACCUCAGGGAUGAGAUUUACUGUCAGAUCUGCAAGCAGCUUCAGGACAACAAUAAUCGCAGCAGCUACUUCCGAGGAUGGAUCUUGCUCUCCCUCUGUUUGGGAGUUUUCCCUCCGAGUGAGCGUCUCAUAAGGUACCUCCAAAGUUUCCUCCGCUCUGCUCCAGGAGGCUACGCUUCCUACUGCUCUGAGAGGCUGCGUCGCACCAUCAUGAACGGCGUGCGAGGGGAGCCCGCCGCCUGGCUGGAGCUGCAGGCUACCAAAACGAAGAAGCCCAUGAUUGUGUCUGUGACUCUGAUGGACGGACGCUCCAUCAACCUGCCCGUUGACUCUGGAUCCACGUCCAAGGAGAUCUGCCAGCUCCUCUCCAACAAAGUCAAGCUGAAAGACACGUUUGGCUUUUCUCUCUACGUGGCACUCUAUGAAAAGGUGUGGGCUCUCGGCAGCAGGCGGGAACACGUCAUGGACGCCAUCUCCCUGUGUGAGCAGGAAGUGAAGAGGAGAGGAGGCCAGGAACAGCACGCCCCGUGGCGCCUCCUCUUCCGCAAGGAGAUCUUCACACCCUGGCACGACUGCCACGAGGACAAGACCAGCACGGAGCUCAUCUACAGGCAGAUCAUCUAUGGGCUGAAAUUCGGGGAGUACCAGAUGGAGAAGGAAGAUGAUUUUGUUCAGCUGGCUGCCAAGUACCUCUACAUCCAGUAUGGUUCCAACAUCUCUGCGGAGGACAUGAAAAAUGCGGUGCAGGCCUGCAUCCCCAACAAUCUGCUGGAGGCCAAGUCUGAAGCCAAAUGGGUGCAAAUGGUCAGCACAGCCCAUGCUCAGGGUUCCUAUAUGAGCUCCCAGCAAAAGGCGGAUUCCGUCAAGAUGGAGAUAGUCGACUACGCCCGCCAGAAGUGGCCCAUUUUCUUCUCCAGGUUCUUUGAGGUCAUCAAGGUGUCAGGUCCACCUCUGACCAAGAACAAGUUGAUUGUGGCCGUGAACUGGACCGGUAUCACCUUCUUGGAUGAGCGGGAGAAGAGGCUUCUGGAACUCUCUUUCCCAGAAGUCACUGGAGUCAACUCCACAAGAGGGGCGAAAGGCCCAGCCGUGUCUCUGCUGACCUUGAAGGGAGACUUCACGCUGAGCGGAUCCACAGCCGAGGACAUGGCUGAGCUGGUCACCAUGUUCCUCAGCGGGCUGACCGAGCGCUCGCAGUACGCCGUGGCGCUGAAGGAAAUGGACAAGCAAGACGAUCCCACGUUUCUCAGCUUCAAGAAGGGAGAGCUCAUCGUCAUACUGAAAGACAAUGAAUUCUCUCAGCAACGAGGAUGGAUAAACGGGCAGAAUUCCAGCACGGGAAAAACAGGGGCCGUCCCCAUGGAGGCUAUCUUAAUUCUCCCAACGCUCAGCAAACCUACUAAUGAGGUUAUGAGUCUGCUCAAUCUAUCCCCAAAUCAACGGAAGAACAUCCUGGCCAACCAGAAGGAGACGGGCACAGUGGAACGGGUGGCUCCUGUUACGCUGAAGGAGUUCUCCUUGGAAUAUUUCAGGCAGCCUGUGAAGGACGUGAACAGGCAGGUGAUGUCGAGAAACGCAGCACCCGAGAGGUUGUGGUUGAACUCCAGAGAGCCCAUCAGACUGCCCCUCCUCAAGAGACUGGUGGGCAACCCGGACCUGAGCCACCAAGCCUGCCUGGCUUUCACUGCCGUCCUCAAGUACAUGGGUGACUACCCCACCAAGCAGAUGCAGAGUCCUCUGGAGCUCACCGACCAGAUCUUCGGGCCUGCCACUGAGAACGAGGCCCUCAGAGAUGAGAUCUACUGCCAGAUUAUGAAGCAGAUGAGCAGCAAUAACAAUCGGUUCAGUAUGGAGCAAGGCUGGCAGCUGCUGUGGCUCUGCUGCGGGCUCUUUCCACCUAGCCAGUCGCUUCUGAAACACACUCGGCGAUUCCUGGAAUCGCGCCGCAGAGAGCCGCUGGCGUCCGACUGCCUGCAGCGACUGCAGAGCUCUUUGAGGAUGGAACCCAGGAAACUGCCGCCACACCAGGUGGAAGUGGACGCCAUCCAGCAGAACAGCACGCAGAUCUUCCACAAAAUCCACUUCCCCAACGACACUGGGGAGAUAUUCGAGGUGGCGACCAGCACCAAGAUCAAAGAUCUCAUCAAGAACAUCUCCGGCAAGCUGCAACUGGCUUCAGCGGAUGGCUUCUGCAUUUUCAUUAAAACGCACGACAAGGUCCACAGCCUGAAUGACGCAGACUACUUUUUUGACAGCCUGAGGCAAAUCACAGAUUGGUCCAAGAGGGCCAAACACAUUAAAGAUGCCGGGCAAGUCAACAUGCCCUAUGUGGUCUUCUUCAUGAGGAAGUUGUGGUUUAACGUGAUCCCUGGCAGGGAUGUGGAGGCUGACCUCACCUUUCACUUCCCACAGGAAGUACCCAAGUACCUGCGGGGCUACCACAUGUGCACCAAAGAGGAAAUGGUCAACAUUGCGUCUCUGCUCUUCCGCAUCAAAGUCGGCAAUGACAAGAGUCAGUUUGUGUCCAUCCCCAAGUUGCUGAAGGAGCUGGUCCCCUCCGACCAGCUGAAGGCCAUGUCUGAGAACGAGUGGAAGAAGAGGAUCGUCGCCUCGUACAACAAGCAAGAAGGCAGUGUGGAGGAGGCCAAGGUGGCGUUUCUGAAGGCGGUGUUUCGCUGGCCGACCUUCGGCUGCGCCUUCUUUGAAGUGAAGCAAACAUCCGAGUCAAACUUCCCGGACAUUGUGCGGAUCGCUAUCAGCAAGCAGGGACUGACAAUCAUCCAUCCUAAAACCAAGGAAGUGCUGGCCAACCACCCGUUCAACUGCAUCGCCAACUGGUGCAGCGGAAGCACCUACUUCCACAUGACCAUCGGCAAUUUGGUGAAGGGGAGCAAAUUCCUGUGUGAAACGUCGCUGGGAUACAAAAUGGACGACCUCAUCACCUCCUACGUCAACAUGUACAUGCAGGAGAGGAGGCUGGGCCCGAACAGGAACCAGCGCUUCAACUGAUGGCGCCCACCCUCAGGUGCUGUGUGUGGGCAAAUUAUGUAAAAAAGUGAAGCAUUACGUAAGAACCACACUAGCGUUGUGUUCCAUGACGAGGCUGAUCCUUUCACAGCAAACACGGCUGAUACAGUAUGUAUUUAUUACUUUUACUAUGCAAACGUUAUGUACAGUAUACUGUAGCCCCUUUUCCACGGAACCAGGACCAUCACCUCAUAUUGCUAAAUUGCAGUUCCUGGCCAUUCUGGAGGAACCAAAUUCGACCCACCAAACAAAAUGGGGUCAUAGGAAGCUUUUAGUUACCAGGAACUAAAUGUUCCUGGACAUUUGGUGGAAAAGGGGCUACUAUCAUUUUACUAUCUACAAAAUCAUACUACAUAUUACUACAAAACAUACUAAUUAGCCCUCGUUUAACUUGGUUAAUUGGCUGCACACCCAGAUUUCUGUGAAGAGUGAUUCCUUGUAUAUGAAUACAGGGGUUCCAAAACUCAGGACCCACUGAAAAUAAAAAAAAAUGUCCGCAGCCCACCUUUGUCCUAUAAACAGUACAUGGACGAAAUGCUGCGUUCUCAGAGCACUUAACUUAAUAAUAAUAAUAAUGACAUUUAUUAUUAUGAUUAUUAUGAUUAUUGUACCCCUUUUAUUAUUAUAUAAUAUUUAUAUUAAAAUUAAUAAUAUUAAUAUUAUCAUCGUUAUUAUUAUAUAAAUAAAAAAAUAAUAAUAAAAAUGAAAGCAGGGGGAUAAAGGAAGCCCAGUCUUUCAAUCUGUGGUGUACACACAAGACAGAAUUAAUUCUCAUACUUUUCAUAACUGCAUCCAAGACUGGCAUGAUGACCACAGAGCUACGUUCCAAUCUGUAUAAGGUUUCAAAAAUAUUGUGACAGGUCAGUAACGCUCAAUAGGUUAUUACUUAGGCCUAUAAAUAUUUUUUUAAUCAUGUAAUAAAUAUUUUACAAUGAAAAUAAUUUUAAAAAUAAUAUUUGCAAAAAUGAAUCAUAUUUAUAAUGACCUCUCAUGGCCCACCGAGGGGCCGCGGCCCACACUUUGGGAAUCACUGUAUAAAUACAUAUUUUCAGAGCCUUCUAAAUGUUUAACAUUAGUAGAGCCCUCUAGACAAAAUAACAUCCCUAGGGUCAACUUUACACUCCUAUUACCCAAUAUACUAGACAUAGCAACAGAAAAGAACACCUUUUGUCGUAAAUGUGUUUUGGGAGCUGAGUGGAAGACGGACAGGAAGUGACAUCGGGGGUUCAGAGUUGAGUAUUAGCCCGGCGUGGGUUACGGCUGUAACAGUAGCCUGUGUUAGAGAUUAUUGUGUAAAACCUGCAAUAAAAGCCAACUCUGGUGCUUGUGUGUCUCAGCCAACAUUAUAGUAACAUUACUGACACC